This is a messenger RNA of Megalops cyprinoides (Indo-Pacific tarpon), 327 nucleotides long. RefSeq names its product 40S ribosomal protein S29-like. Bases 37 to 207 code for a protein of 56 amino acids. Gene Ontology annotation, cellular component: ribosome; cytosolic small ribosomal subunit. The transcript is spliced from 3 exons. Gene Ontology annotation, biological process: translation. The record is from RefSeq and is a predicted model, not a curated record. Gene Ontology annotation, molecular function: structural constituent of ribosome; zinc ion binding. NCBI's taxonomy places the organism in Eukaryota, Metazoa, Chordata, Actinopteri, Elopiformes, Megalopidae.
UUCUUUCUUUUUCGACAUCGGGGCGAGAGAGACAAGAUGGGACACCAACAAAUCUACUGGAGUCACCCAAGAAAAUUUGGACAGGGUUCCAGAUCCUGCCGCGUCUGCUCCAACAGACAUGGUCUGAUCCGCAAGUACGGCCUUAAUAUGUGCCGCCAGUGUUUCCGUCAGUACGCAAACGACAUCGGCUUUGUCAAGCUUGAUUGAAUUGUACUGAGGAGCUGGACUGAUUGGAAGGACAGACACCCACAGACUGGGAAAGGACUACACACAUGGACUCGGUUACAUUGUAAAAUUUCAAAAUAAAUGUUUUGAAGUCUGAACCUA